Messenger RNA from Pistacia vera, 1033 nucleotides. RefSeq names its product protein THYLAKOID ASSEMBLY 8, chloroplastic-like. The transcript has 3 exons. Lineage: Eukaryota; Viridiplantae; Streptophyta; Magnoliopsida; Sapindales; Anacardiaceae. The record is from RefSeq and is a predicted model, not a curated record. The coding region runs from base 42 to 779 and encodes 245 amino acids. Gene Ontology annotation, biological process: chloroplast organization; Group II intron splicing. Gene Ontology annotation, molecular function: protein binding; RNA binding.
GCAACAACUGAGGUAUCACCAUAACGACUAGUUAGGAAAGAAUGAAUGUCGCUCAGUUGUCGUCGUCUUGGGUGGACGUAAAACUAGAACUGAGAGCAUCAUGCCCAACGCAGACUCGGAGGGAACAGAGAGGGACGAGAAUGGUAGUGAUAAAAAUGAGGGAUAGAGGCAAGAACAGGAAGCCGUUGCAGAGAGGGAGAAAUCUCAGCAUCGAAGCAAUUCAGGCCGUGCAAGCCUUGAAGCGAGCCCACCAACACCAUAAUUCCUCGGAUUUAGACCAAGUUUUUUAUUCUAAGUUCAGACGUUUGUUGAAGUUCGAUAUGAUUGCUGUGCUACGUGAACUCCUCAGGCAGAACCAGUGUCUCGUCGCUCUUAAGGUUUUUGAAGAUAGGAGGAGGGAGUACUGGUACAAACCGCAGGUUUUGUUGUAUGCAGAAAUGAUUCAGGUAUUGAGUGAGAAUGGAUUGUUUGAACAAGUUGAGAUUAUUUACAUGUUCUUGAAAAGAGAAAAUCAUUUAGAGCCUGAUAUUGAGGGGUUUAAUGCUGUGUUGAAAAGUUUAGUAAGUUUUAAGCUCAUUGGGCUGGUGAUGGAUUGUUAUAACUUGAUGAAAGCGAUUGAUUGUGAACCAGAUAGGUCAUCUUUUAGAAUACUGAUAAAUGGUUUAGAAGUAAUAGGAGAGUCAGGUUCUUUAGGUAUUAUAAGGCAGGAUGCCCUGAAGUACUAUGGCAAUCUCGAGUUUUUGGAGGAGGAAGAAGAGAUUACAGCAAGUCAGAAAUGAUCUCUCUGUAGUGGUGCACAUUUUGGAUAAGCAUAAGCAAAAUUGAGGCCGUUUCUGGAGGCAGCCUAAUUCAUAGGAAGGAAAACUAUAAGCAGCAGAGAAUGCAAGGUUAUCCUUACAUACCUUUACUUUGCAAUUCCAAUAAUUACACAUUUCAUCAAUAGUUAUGCUUCAUAGUCAAUUUUGUCGUAAAGAGAAAAUGGGACCUUAUAUUUUUUCAACUUUCUUCUAAGACUUUUUCAUCUUUCUUGACC